Molecule: messenger RNA, 2272 nt
Organism: Wyeomyia smithii (pitcher-plant mosquito)
Lineage: Eukaryota; Metazoa; Arthropoda; Insecta; Diptera; Culicidae
Product: HEAT repeat-containing protein 3-like
Exons: 3
Coding region: 127-2085 (652 amino acids)
Biological process (GO): protein import into nucleus; ribosomal large subunit biogenesis
Source: RefSeq, a predicted model, not a curated record
GCAUCUGGCAGCUCUGAAGCUUUAACCGUCAUGUCAUAUUGACAUCUGUUUUUAUUGCUCUUUUCUUUUGUUUUUCUUUCGUCUCGAAAUAUCUACGCGUGUGGUGUUUCGGAAUCCGUAUUCGAAAUGGGGAAAGCCAGGAAACCAAAAGUGCACAAGAAUAAGCUCAAUCCUACCGGUCUGGUGGAUGUGAACGCAAUGCUGGAUCAGGAGCUAUCAAAUGGUAAAUCGGAUUCACCUAUCCAGGCCAUUGCCGAGCAAUUGCAGUCGGCCAGCGCCGAAGAAAAGAUUUGCGGCUUGCAAACGCUGGCCACCAUCUGCCAUAACGAUGUGAACAUUGCUGCUGUAGUGGAAAGCGAUAUUGUGCGAAUCGCCGCGUCUCUGCUAGUGGAUUCCGAUCAAAGUAUUCGACACGCUACGGCUGGAGCUUUCCGGAAUCUGUCGGUACUGAGUGUGGAAAUUUGUGAGUACAUGGUCGAUCAGGAUGUGCUGACACCACUUUUAGCACUGUUGAAUCGUUACACUUCGGCUGAAUGGAAGCCGACUUUCGAUGCUACUGUGCAAGGACAAAUGGAUGAGAAAUCGGAUACAUUCCUGCAUGCUGUUAGCCUGCUUUGGAAUUUAUGCGAAAGUACUUCAGUGGCUUUGGACAGUUUCAAUCAGUCUCAUCUUUUGGAAAGUUUCGUUAGAUGUCUGGAUUGGAAGAUUUACGGAAAAGAUAUUGCGAUUGCUGUUGCCCAGUGUUUGCUAGUCAUUUCGGAGGAUAACUCCGCCUCAUGGAGAGUGCUUUCAAACUUUGGUAGCGAACUUUCAUCCUUACUAACCCUUGAGGGAGACAACCCGAACGUACUUUUGAGAACCGUAUCAGCUGGAAUUAUCGCCAAUAUCCCUGCCUUGUCGGCUAAUUAUUCAGGCCAGCUGUUCAUAGCCAUCUCCAAAACUUUAGAGAUUAAUCACCGUUCAGCGCUGGGUUCUGUAACCAGCUCUCUACCCCUGCUGUCGCACAAGAAUGUUGCCGAUCUUGAAGUAUUGGAUGAUGCUCCCAUGGAAGAAGAAUCAGCUCAACAGUCGCAUCAACGGCGGCGCCGAGAUGACAUGCCCUCUGAGGUCGAACUAGAAGUUCGAAAUAUGGGCUGGCUUCUACAGGCACAGCGAAUUGCAGCCGAAAUAUUGACAAACAUUUGCUCGACCGAUGAGGAGGAAUGGCAAGAUGACAUGGAUGAUGAAAAUCUCUCGGAUGCAGAAAGUGUUCAUGAUUAUGACACUGACAAUGGACCAAAUGACAGCCUGCAGAAUACCGACAAACUGCCGGUAGAAGUGCUGGAUGCCAUUAAAUCGCUUGGACUAGUCGAAAAACUUUGGCAAAAAGCUCAGCCAAUUGCCGAAAAUGUACGACAGAUCCUUGCUGAAAGUGACCGAAACUUACUCAAACGCGUUAACAAUAUGCGAGCUUCCGCUAUGCUUUGUCUCCAUAAUAUGUGCAAUAACAUAUCCACCGAAGACCUCGGAGGUGCUGAGGCCAUCUACCAAGUCUGGCUGGAGCUCGGCCAGCAAGUUUUCCAAGGCGAACAAAAUCCCAAGCUGCUGGAAGCAUCGACCACAUUAAUGCGAGCCACUUUGGAACAUCUACGCAAAAGUCCGGAGCUUUUCAGUCAAGUGACCGAAAACGAUCUACAGCUGAUGCUGACUGGAGUAACUGAGUGCCAAGAUUCGGAAAUUCGUGCAAACUGGCUGCGCAUGCUGGGCAUUCUCGGCUGCCUUUUGCCUGAACCGUUGAUCCGAAUAAUUAUUGAUUUUGUCCUUACGACCUGCCUCAAGGAGCAGAAUUUGUGGACUGUUUCCGAGGCGAUGGACUCUAUGAUGGACAUUUUCGCAGAGAAUGACUGGACUGAAAUUGUGCACGAUCUGGGAAUGGUGGCCAAAUGCAAGGAAUUAGACCGUCGGAUGAAAUCCAAACUGAAGCAAAGCAAAAGGGAACUGAACGAACGAUAUCCGGCCGUUUGCACUGUGCGGACCAAUCUCUGCCGGUUCUGUAAGUAUCUAGAAGCGGAAAUGAAAAAAAUCAAGCCCAUGGCUGAAGCUUAGACGGGAAGGAGUGUGAGAUUGAGAGAUUAUUUGUAAACGAAAGUUAUCGAGUGACCAGUUUAGUAUAUACUAUGGAGUUUAGAAGAGAAUACAUUAGUUUCCUUCACUUUUUUUAGUCGUUAGAUGUAGCAGAAGAUACGCACUAAAUAAACAUCAUCUAUAAUGUUUUCCUUUUCGGUAGAAACUA